AGCUGGUGCCGUGGGACCUCCGUCCGCUGAGGCAGCUGCCAAAGCACCCGCUGAGGCGGAUCAAUAUCACCUCCUAAACUUUAUAGAAGAAGGUGAUAUGAUGCAUUUCCACAAUGUUGACGUCAUGGUGACGAGGAAAGCCUGGGACGACAGCAUCCUGAACAAGGACGUAAGGCCAAGCGUCGCUGUCAAGAACCUGGCCGUUGCUUUGUGGGGGUCUAGUGUCCUUGUGCAGAGAACUGUUACUGGGGCGGCGUCGAACGCCAAUACCAACAAGGACAGCAGGCCGCCUUUGACGCCCAGGAAAGUGGCAUUCCUAAGAGAAUGCCUAGUGAUGAAGCUGCGGGGCGAAAACCAGCAUCCAGAUGCCAUCGGAGUGAUGUCAACGACUGCGAAAAUCAACCAUAUCCGGGGGAAAAGAUAA
Molecule: messenger RNA, 424 nt
Organism: Ixodes scapularis (black-legged tick)
Lineage: Eukaryota; Metazoa; Arthropoda; Arachnida; Ixodida; Ixodidae
Product: BEN domain-containing protein 5-like
Exons: 3
Coding region: 98-424 (108 amino acids)
Biological process (GO): negative regulation of DNA-templated transcription
Molecular function (GO): DNA binding
Source: RefSeq, a predicted model, not a curated record